GGUGGUGGCCGUGGUGGUCUUUCCCUCCAGGACAGGAAGAGGAACAGUAGCACAGGACUGGACACAAUAACAGGAAGAGGAAGUGGGCAGUGACCUUUCUUUCUUUUAGUUUUUUUUUUUUAGAAAAAAAUUUGAGGGGAGGACAAGGAGGAGGAGAACCUGUUGGUGCUCCCAAAUUUCUCCUCGAGUUGUUCUCUGGAAGUGUGUUGAGAGGCGCAUCAUCAAUUCACUUGGAGGAUUCAGAGUUUGGGAAGGAACAAAAUAAAUUCGACGGACAUUUGCAGAGAGAAACGCUACGGAAUCAGCAAAGAUUCACAAAGGAUUCGCGAGGGUUUCGGCAAGGAUUUGGUGGUUUCGGACGCUUCGGCACUGAGAGUCCAGAUCAUGGCUUUGCUCCGGCUAUGGACCGAGGGGCUUAUUCUGGCCGUCUUGGCUUGGUCCGUCUCGCCCGGCGUUUCUCAGGACUCUGCAGUGGGAUCGGGGAGGCGGCGAGGAGUUGCCGAGGAAAUUGUGCGCAAGGAGAGCCACCCCGUCCUGUCGCGGAAGAAGCGAGAGUGGAUUUGGAAUUCGCUUUACGUGGAAGAGGAGAAACCGGCUCCCAUUCCCUACAAGAUCGGCCAGCUCAAGUCCAGUCAGAGAGUUGAGGUGAAGCGGUUUAAAAUCGAGGGCGAAGGCGCCGACGGGAUCUUCAGCGUGGACCUCAAGGGCGACCUGUUUGUCAGCAAGUCUCUGGACCGCGAGGAGAAGAGCGCGUACCACCUGACCGCCAGGAUGUACGACGGCAACAACAAACUCAUCGAGGACUCGGGAGACUUCGUGGUCCAGGUGACCGACAUCAACGACAACCGCCCCGUCUUCCCGAAAACUUACAACGGAUCCAUCAUGGAGAGGUCUACCAUAGGAACCAAAGUGAUCGAAGUGAGGGCGACGGACGCCGACGACCCCACCACCGCUAACGGCGAGCUACGCUACUCUCUGACGCCCGACGGCGACCUGUCUGCCUUUGAAAUCGACAGCAUCACAGGUAUGAUUAGCUGCAAGGUGAGCACUCUGGAUCGCGAGACUAAGAGUCAGUACGUGGUGGUGGUCCGGGCUCAGGACAUGAGAGGAAUGGCGUCCGGCAGCACGGCCACGACUUCCGUCACCGUCAGCGUCACCGACACCAACGACAACAUCGCCUCCUUCACCAGCCGGACGUACGAGCUGCAGGUUCGGGAGGACCACAAGCUGAACGCGAGGAUCGGCACUUUGAAGCUGGAAGAUCGAGAUCAGAUCCAAAACAAAGAGCCCGUCUUCUCUCUGCCCGUCGACAACAAAAUCUUCUACGUGGAGCUCGGCCCCAGCAAGGACGGCAUCCUCAUGCUCAGACAGGCUCUGGACUACGAGACAAGAAACAGUUACUCGUUCAGCCUGCAGGUGCGGGAAAACUUGCGAAACUUGCGCUUUCCCGCCGACAACGUGGCUACCGCCGUCACCUCAGCACAGGUGAACGUAAAGGUGUUGGAUGUGGACGAGCCGCCAGUAUUUUCGCUGCCAACGUACACCUUCAACGUGCCCGAAGAGCGACUGGUCAACAACGUCGGCACCGUCAGCGCCAGAGAUCCGGACAAAGCCGGCAAGAGCAUCCGGUACUCUAUCUUGGACAAGGAUUGUCCGAUCGCUAUCAAUCCGAUCACGGGGCAGAUGUCCACCCUGAGGACUCUGGACCGCGAGCUGGAGUCCAUGCACAUGUUCCAAGUUAAAGCCCAAGAGGAGCCAAGCGGUUUGGAGUCGUUUGUCAAAGUCAACAUCGUCGUGGGGGACGUCAACGACAACAAGCCCGAACUGGAUGUGGACGAGAUCUUUGUUUGUGAGAAUGAUGCCGCAAAGACAGUCAUCGGAACAUUGAGGGCCACCGAUCAAGACGACCAGCCGGCCUCAUUUUCUUUCAUUCUGGCCUCUCCGAGCUCCAACUUCUCCAUCAGAGACUUUGGCAACAACACCGCAGACGUGCUGGUGGAACAGGGACCGUUCAACCUGGAUGAUCCCAGAGAUUACAGCGUGGACGUCAGCAUCAGUGACGGCGGACGACCCGUCCAGACCAGUGUCACUAAACUGGCCAUCAAGGCGUGCCGUUGCGACGCCAGACGCAUCCCGACACACUGCAAGGCCGUGGCUCAGAAGAUGGGAGUGAGCGUCCACGUUCUCAUCGCUAUUCUGCUCUGCAUACUUACAAUACUGGUGAUCGUCAUCCUAUUUGUGAUGAAGAAGCGCUACCACAAAGACCCGCUGGCCGGCAUGAAGAACAGCGGCGAAAUCCACGAGCAGCUCGUCACCUACGAUGAAGAGGGCGGGGGCGAGAUGGACACCAACGGCUACGACGUCUCCAUCCUGACGUCGGCCUUCCACGAGGGCUCCCUCCUGCGCCACCCGGACUGCCUCCCCCACCCGUCUCUCUACGCCAUGGUCCAGAAGUCCCAGCCGCUCCCUCACCAGCACCAAGUGCAGCCCGCUUCCGCCUGCAAGGGCGACAUGGCGGCCAUGAUCGAGGUGAAGAAACACGACGCGGACCACGACCGCGAAGGCUUCCCGUACGACACGCUGCACAUCUACGGCUACGAGGGCCCCGAGUCCAUAGCGGGGAGCCUCAGCUCGCUGGGAAGCUCCUCCAGCGGCGGGUCGGACUCGGACUACGACUUCCUGAGCGACUGGGGCCCCAGGUUCAGGACCCUGGCCGAGCUGUACGGCGUGGACGAGUCGUACUACUACCGCUAGUUGACCUUUUCGCCAUGACGUCACGCGUACUUCCGGGUGGCAACAACUCACGUGACACCAUUAGUAAACCAACCCUUUCAUGUCAUUUGACCUCGGCAGAGUGAUUGAGAAAACGGUAGUAAAUUUUAGCUUUUUCUCUUGGCAAUUCUUGCGUUCUUCUCAGUACAACUAUUUACAACAUCCACUCCAUUUAUCCUCACCAACAGCCUCCCCUUGAUUCUUCAUUUAGAUUAUUUACUUAGUAGGGUUUAUUAUUUGUUUUUAUUUUUUUUAACGGAAUUGAAAAACAACUAAACCUUUUGGGAUAUAUUGGCAGCACAACCCCAAACACAAGUUUUCAAAUCAGCGGUAAUCAAUCACUUUUUCUGCCACCCGGCAGUUCCCUGGCGCCUAUUGUUUACAAACAUUCCGAAAAGGUCUAUAGUCUACAACUACAGCCAUAAAAACAUCCACAACACAACACACCUGAACAGGAACGGCAACAACAGCUGACUUGGAUGGCGUCACUAUUAUUGUUUCUGCACGCAGUGUCUCUUCUCAUCCAAUCGGAUCGAAGGAUGCCCCAUGAGGGGGAGUGGCCAAACGAGCACAAAGUUGCGAUUUAAGGACGCAGUGAGAGACAAUCCGAGUUGACGUCUGAGUGUUGUUUGUUUAUAUGGCGUUUUGGUUUUUUUCCCCCCCCACACACAUGCAAAAUGCCUACCUCAGUAGGUACACCUGCACCAUUUAAAGACAUACAAUACAAAAGCUUCAUGUCAAGUUAAUCACAGCCAGUUUUGAUUGAAGCUAUCCGAGGUAGCUUUCAGACUGGAUCCUAUUGGAUACCCACUAAACUUGAUCCACAUACUGCACAUACAGUGAAACAUGGUCAGGGUUUGUGAUUGCCUAUAAAGGCCACAUAAUGGUAGCAAAGGACGACUUAUGCCCAAAACGAAGCUCCUCAACUGACUUGAACAUAGUUUCUUGCCAUCAAGAUGCUAUCAGAUGGCGCCAAAGCAACCCUUUUAUGGCGGAUUUGAGUUUUUCAGCGGAUGAAAAAGGAUCAGUUCCCCCCCCCCCCCCCACCCCAUGCGAAUGCCGAAUCGCGAAUAUGCAGGGGCUCACUGUAAUAACCGUGUAUAUUGCUGAUUUAAGAAUUUAGCCCAGUGUUUUACUUUUGGGCUUUUUAAAUUUCAAAAAGCGAACAAGCAAAGGAUGUUUGAUGAGGAUUUUUUUUUUUUUUUUUUACCUCAAAUAAGCAUGAGCUCUACACUGUUACAUUAGGUAAGGAUUUAUUUUUGCUUUUAGUAAAAUUUGGCUAGUUUUCCUGAGUCAUUUGGUCCAUUUUGCCAGAUUAUCCACUGCGAGCAGAGAAAAAAAAAAAAAAAAAAAAAAGGUCAAAAUCGAGUGAUGGCAAAUGGCCCAGCGCAAUUAGCUACUCGGUGUUCCUGUGCUUUUUUUUUUUUUUUUCUUUGACACAAGCCAUCAUCGCGCUCAUUGUUUGGCGAGGAAAGCUCAACUCUCAGAGGCCUCCUUGCCACGCACAACUCAGGAAGCACACAGGAGCUCCGAGGUGCUUCAACUACUUUAACCUCUCAUCCCUCUGGCUACUGGCAGCUGGUGGAAGCUCAUCCAUAAAAAAUAUAUAAGAAAAAACAAAAAGCAGACAAUGGCUGACUGCCGUGGGAACAAAAAAAAAAACAGUGGACUGAUCCCAAAAAGUGUGACUCGAGAAAGUUUGAGGUUGUAGAUUAAGGUUAGUUCACCCAUGAAGUGAGAGAUCCAAGCGGUAGAAGCCGAACUGCGUAGUAAAAAGACGUUGGGCCAAACUCUAAAGUCAUUUUAGACCAGUCAGAAACCAAAAGAAAGUCAUUUCAUCGAUCUAAACAAACGUUUGUUGAUAUUUGAUAAACAGAAAAUUCCAACAUGUACUGAAGGGGGUUGUCUUGGCGGAGGUCUCCGCUCAACUGUGAAGAAUGCCGUUUUGUUUAUUGCUGUUCUUUCUUGAAGGCCGCCGUCACAAUAGCUGGAAGUCACUUUGGCGUUUUCUCGUCGGCGUUCACGUGUGAACUCGGGCUUCCCUCCAGCCUCCUUCUAAUCAGUGCUAAGCUAAACAGCGCUAAGCUGAACUUCCUGCCCAUCUGGGGGAGGGUUUGAGAGAGGCGGGCGAGGAGGGGGUGGUUAUCUCCCUGGCGGUCCGACACAUUGUUCCGACUUCCUGUUUCAGUGGGCCUGAUAAACAGUCUUGGAGAGGAAGGCUGAGGGGUUGAAGGUGAAGAAGGAACAUCACGAAAACAAUGAGGCCACUUGAAAAGUUUUCAAUGAGGCCACAUCAUGAGAAACACUCAACCUUGCUUUCUACUUUUAUAUUGAUACUUUUGUUAACCUUGUUAGUAUUGGACACAAAACAACAAUUUUGCAGAAUUUCACAACUCCUGCAAUCCCUCAUUUCUCUGUUGCUAAUCAAAACAGUAGCACCUUGUGAGGCAGGUAAACAAGCUCUAUGAGGAAUUCAAGCGUUGCAUUUUAGGGCAUGUUGUAAACAACGAGUUGCCUGCUUAAGAGCAUUAAACGUAUAUUCAAACACCAAAAUGUUCAAUCAAUCAAACCAUAUAAUUUCCUCUAACGAAGGUCCGCGAGCUUAACGCUGACACAUCAUGUGAAACGCCAGUGACGGGCGAACAGAAAUGAGCAUUGAUGUUACGGCAAUUGUCAACAAUUCUAAACAGCUGCUACUUAACACACAGAGCAGCAACGCAUACAACAAAAGAGAAUUCAACAUUGUAUAUGUUCCACCAAACCAUACAAUGUAAUCUUAACCGACGUCCGCUAGCUUAACGAACGCCAACGUCGGCUAAUGAAAAUGAGCAAAGUUGUGAUGGAAAUUAUAAACCUUCAAAGAACUGCUACUUUUUACACAUGGAGCAGCAACACAUGCAACAAGAGAACUUAACAUUGUACAUUCAAACACCUAAAUGUUCCACCAAAACAUAUCAUUUCAUCUCAAGAAAAGUCGGCUAGCUUAAUCCGAACUCCAACAGAUGGGCAAUUAUAAACCAUCAAACAACUGCUACCUUACGCAGCAGCAACACAUACGACAAAAGCGAAUGAAACGUUGUCAAUGUGCCAAGUCAAGACCAUAAGACCCAAAGAGGUCUUUGUUUGAGUCAUAAUAAAGGGCCGCCACUAAUGUGACAGUAGGGCAUUCAUUUUGCCUUUUGUCAAUCUCUCCCAUUAGGGUAUUUUCGGAAGAAAAUGGCCAAAUGUUGAGUUUGCUGAAAAAUCUACCACGCGGAAUUUUGUCUUGCUUUCUCUCGGGGUGAGAAAAUUAUUUGUUUUUCAGCCAAUUUAAGCACAGAAGAGGCGAGCGUAGAUGGACAAAUUGGCCAGCCAUUUUCUCUCGCUGGCACGGAACAUAAUGUGCGAAGAAAAAAAAAAAAAAAAAAAAAGUCGAACUGAGAGAGAGAGAAAAAACAACGUAAAAUGAAAUGUUUUGUUUUUUUCCCCUCACAUUUUCAGACAUGUUUACACAUCUUCGCUCCUCGAGUGUUAUUGACCAUUGAAGUCAUCUCUGCGGGUUGUCACGGCAACAGUGGAAACGACAAGCCUGUGCAGCGCUAAAAUUAUUGACGAGCUUUUAUUUGAAGGUAUAUUCUUGUUUUAAGUUCAAACAAUGAAAUUUGUCAUUGAGAUUUAGCUGAAAAUGUUGAAUACGUUUCGAUUAAUUACGUCAUUGUCUCAGGUUGGGAUGCGAACAUCAAGUUGUGUGUGUGUGUGUGUGUGCGCUCGCACUAUAAAAAAUAUGACUUAUUUUUAGUUAAUUGUGUUACUGACAAACUUUGACGUGAAAAACAUACAAAAAAAUGUGCCUCUCCUUGCGAUCUUUUUAUUUGUUAUUUCUAAGCAUUUAGUCAAUUAUGAUUUCCACACAAUCACUUUUCUAAGGCUGUAAAAAGUGUCAAUCGUCGGAUUUUUCUAUUUGAGAGAAGCAGGGUGACAACGUAUGAGUGCAAACGUUUUCUCGAUAAACUGUGAGAUUUAGUAGGAAUUUGUACAAAAAAAGUGCUACUGACAAAUUUUGUACUCGAUUAAUGAAAUCAUUCUUUCAAUGAAAAAACAUCAAUUACAAUACAAUUAUUUGAUUUAUUUAUUCAAGCUAAUUAUUUAAAACAACAAAAUGAUAUCAUUAUUUUUUUUUUUUAUAUAUAUUUGUUGGUUUCAUACUACAGUGAUUUCUGUGCAAUUUUUGUACAAAAUCACACUAAAUUUCAGUGAUAAGUGUAAGGCGAUGAUGAUCUUCACAAACAUUUAAAACUAUAUAUACUGUAUAUUAUUUGCUGUGUAAAUAGAGAAGACGCGUGCCUUCAUUAUGUCAAGAAAAUAAUACUGGAUUUUCAUUUUUUUUUAUUAUUAUUGUUUUUACUGUGUGUAUAAACUGCUUUUUAUUACCUGACAUUUUUGUAUGUGUACAAUAAAAAUAAACUUUGGAAACUUUCA
Molecule: messenger RNA, 7230 nt
Organism: Phyllopteryx taeniolatus (common seadragon)
Lineage: Eukaryota; Metazoa; Chordata; Actinopteri; Syngnathiformes; Syngnathidae
Gene: cdh5
Product: cadherin 5
Exons: 15
Coding region: 385-2754 (789 amino acids)
Biological process (GO): calcium-dependent cell-cell adhesion; multicellular organism development; adherens junction organization
Cellular component (GO): adherens junction; catenin complex; bicellular tight junction
Molecular function (GO): cadherin binding; calcium ion binding
Source: RefSeq, a predicted model, not a curated record